AUGCAGCGACACUUCUUCGGCGGUGCACGGAAUCCCUUGCGGCUCUUCGCCCACAAUUUUGUAGAUCAUGACUUUACGAGUCUGCCGAUACACGGCGAGGUCCAACACGGCGAAGUGCUGCCGGUUCAGAGGAUCUGGCACAUGCUCGACAAUUGUUGCUACCUGUCGAAUAUCCUUCCCUAUGUAGGGAGAGCUCCAGUCGGGACUAACGGGGGUCUCGGUGCCCAGAGGGGUUUCGCGGUCUGCGAUGCUGCCAUUGUCGGCCAAGCGAAGGAGGUACUCGCCCGUCUCGUUGUGUGA
Molecule: messenger RNA, 300 nt
Organism: Cercospora beticola
Lineage: Eukaryota; Fungi; Ascomycota; Dothideomycetes; Mycosphaerellales; Mycosphaerellaceae
Source: RefSeq, a predicted model, not a curated record